CCUAGCUCCUUCGCGGGAUGGGCUGGUCGGCGCCUGGAAGGCAGCCCCCGUCGCUCAAGGGUUCGAUCCUGUUUUCGCUGCAGGUCCCUAAGUUGGGGCUGUUGUGUUGCGGGUGUUACGCCAAAGUUGGCGCUCCUUCAGCGAGGGCAGGGAAGAGAAAGCGGCGAGAGGAAAGAAGAGGCGGUCGCUCUCCUGGCGCUUGCCCGGGAGGCGCUCUGGGCGUCGCAAAGUUUGCCUCGAGACUUGGACAGAAGCAGCUGUUAAAAGGCACCCGACAGCAUGGGGAGACUCGGCCUGAGCUGCUCCGUAGCGCUUCUGCUGCUGGCGACCCUUUGCAGAGGACAAGGUGAUUUUGACUUAAGUGAUGCACUUGGAAAUGUAGUUUCUACUAAGAAUCCUAGUUCGGUUACCAAAAAGCCAGAUGAUGACUUGAACUUAGAAGAUGCCUUAUCAGGUGGCGAUGAUUCCAAAAAGCCAGCACCACCACCCCCUCAGCCCAAACCUGGGAGUCACGGCAAUAGUGGGGGAAUUAGUGAUUCAGAUUUAUAUGAAGGCGAGUUGCCACCUGAGAACCCACAAUCAGGCCGUGCUUCUAACCCUUCCUCAGGUGGGCACGAUUCUGACUCCUCUGGAAAUACAGAAGGUUCUCAAGGCAUGCUCGCUGGCAUUAUUAGUUCAGUUGUAGUGGCAAUAGCUGGAGCUGUUUCAAGUUUUAUAGCAUAUCAGAAGAAAAAGCUUUGCUUCAAAGCAAGUGAUCAAGAGAAUGUUAAUGCAGAAAGCCAGCAAGGAGCACAUGCUGAGCCACCUGUUCAACGUACUCUUUUGCAGAAACAAUAGCAGAAGUUGACAUGAAGAGAAGACCAGAAACUGGAUUCAUAGCCUGCAUAAUUCCCUGAAGCAGCAAAACAAUGGAAUUACAAAGUAGAGCUUAAAAUAGGCCUGUUGAAACAUCUUUAGAAAGGGAGUGUGAUGUUUUAACCAAUGAAAAAUGUUUUCAUCUACCAUUUACCCUUUGAAGUUCAAAAUUGUAGAGAGGGUGACUACUGUUUUUAAAAUGUAUUUUUACAGCAUAUGUUGAUUGGAUUAAAGUUUUUCUUUUUUUUCUUUUUUGCGGCAAGAACCUUGAAAAGGGAGAUGGAUGUACUUGUAAAAUAUCUUUGGGCAGGCUGCUCACUGAGGAAAGUUGUGUUUAUUGUAGACACCCCAGAGAAGUGCAGUUUGUCUUUGCAUACUGAUGCACAUCACACCACAUUGAUAAGGCCAGCUACUUAGAUGUUGGAGACAAAGCCCAAGUUUGCUCUUACCAGAUCAGUUGCUCACUCCAUAGUUGAAGUUACAUUUUACAAAUAGGGUAAGAAUCAUGUUAGGGCUAAAUCCCCUUGUCCCUGUAGCUCCAAUUGGUAAAAAUUAACAUCUUUCCUUCUGCAUAGCUGUUCUUGAUCAGAUUUAGGAAAUUGGGUAUAAAUGUCUUAUCUACCUAGCCAACACUUUUUGAAAUUUUCCCGUUAUAUACAGUACAUAGGAAUUGAAGGCAUUAAAAGCCUAAUUAAGUUGCCUUAAUAUUUCUGACUUGGAAAUAAUCUUAAAAUAAUUCUUAUCUUGAACUUGUUGCAUCUGAAGGUUUCUUAUUUGAAUAUAGUGAAGCUGUGUUUCUGAGCUGCAUGGUCCUGGGAAGAAAAAUGUGAUUUUAAAGAGUGUUCACCAUGCUCCUACGUGCUCCACAACACUUUUCUGGAAUGGAGUCCAAAACACUGCAUAGCCAUAGGAUGAAACUAUAAUCUUUGCAUCAAGCUUGCUUAGGGUUAAUGUAGAGAAUGUCUGCUAUGCCUCCUGUAUCCUACCCCCAGCCGGCAUGGCUAGUAAACAUCUGCCAUUGGUUAGGCCUUAAUUAAAUGUGAGAAUGUAGCCAGGGUAUACAGUGGCUUGCUUAUGUUCUUUGGCCAAUUACUGCCAAAGAUGACAUGCAUCUUGGAUUUCGAUGAGAUUUAUGUCCUGAAAUCAUAAUCUUGUGCAUCUGAAACCAGCACUUUUUUAACACCCCCCAGCUGCGCAGCAGGGACCAGCACACUUUUUUUAUAGCCCCUCCGCUGCCAGUGCCACAAGGAGCCUGAUAGUUAGGUCCAUCCUCUUUGUAUUACAUAUUUGGUAUGGAGAGGUUAAGAUUUAGGAGCUUAACACACCUAUUUACUGCUUUUGGAGUGGUGGUGGUGGGGGGAACUCAAGUGUCUAAGUCAGCAUUUUUCAAACUUGGCAACUUUAAGAUGUAUGGAC
Molecule: messenger RNA, 2271 nt
Organism: Python bivittatus (Burmese python)
Lineage: Eukaryota; Metazoa; Chordata; Lepidosauria; Squamata; Pythonidae
Gene: CD99
Product: CD99 molecule (Xg blood group)
Biological process (GO): T cell extravasation; positive regulation of neutrophil extravasation; homotypic cell-cell adhesion
Cellular component (GO): plasma membrane
Source: RefSeq, a predicted model, not a curated record